GUUCACGUAGGAUGAGCACAAAUAGACCUGAGGAGGUCAACAUAACCCAAAGACUUGUGUUCACACAAAGCACUUUGUUUGUAUCAGAUAGAGUAAGACCUUCAGUCUUCUGCAGAGCGAUUUUUAACGCAUCAAACAUCGCUACUAAGAAUGGGGCUCCUACUCGCUUUUAGGCUUCUCGCCGUAACAUCAUGUGUCCUCAGUUCUGCCUUUGCGGACCAAAUGAAUGUCUUCUCAGAGGACAUCUUAAACCAGCUGUCAGAGGAUGGUGAGAAGCUUGUGAACGAGGAGCUAAGAAGAGCUCUGUACGGCGUGAAACAGAUGAGGGAGGUGAUGUGGAGGAAUGAGCAGAAGCACGAGCACCUCAUGAACUCUCUGAAGCACAACAGCAACAAGAAGAAGGGAGCAGCCCAACUGGCAAAGGAUGUGACUGAGAAGCUGGAGGAGGCAGAAGAGCAGUGCAAGGACUCCCUGCAGUCAGAGUGGGAGGAAUGCAGACCCUGUCUGGAGGAUGCAUGUAAAACCUUCUACACCUCCACAUGCCGCAGGGGCUUUGCUUCUUUCCACACUAAGGUGGAAACAUUUUUCCAAAGAGUCUCCAGGCGGUUUGGUCCCAGAGAGCGGCCCCUGGAAGCAGGGGACAUCUUGGUGAACCAGGGCCCUGAUAAAUCGGAGACAGAUGUUCUCCAAAUUGAGGAUUCCUUCAGGCGAGUGAUAAGCAAGGUGGGGACUCUGGUGAACCGCAGCAUCACCUUGGUCUCCAGGAUGAGCAGCAAUCUCGACAGAGUCCUGCAGAAGGCUUUCCUAAACAACACGGAUGUACUGUCAGAGGAAAGUACCUCCAAUCCCUACGACCCCGGGCAUGACUCAGGCUUUCUGCAAGGCGUUGGGCUGGAGGAAGUGCUGGAGUCCUUCUUUGACUUUGGAAAGAGCGUGGUAGAGGAGUUUGGAGCUGUGGUCACCCAAGUGUUUGAUGACCUUCAUCAGACUGUGGAGGAGAAGACAAAGAAAGACUGGGAGAGCUUUCCUCGCUUCCUGCAGAACAGGAGACUUUGCAAAGACCUUCGCAGGCAGACUUCAGAGUGCUGGCAGCUUCAGAACAAGUGUGAGGCCUGCAAGGGAGCUCUGCUCACAGAGUGCCCAAGUGUUCGGGAGCUGCAUGUGGAGCUGGAUGAAAUAUCCCAGCUGCUGGACGUCUCCAAAGAGCAAUACGAGGAGAUCUUGUCCAUUGUCCAGCAUCAUACGGAUGAGACAGUCAAGUGGUUGAGCAACAUGGCAGCUGAAUUCAGUUGGGUGGCUCAGGCCGUGAGCAACAGCAGCGCUCCUCAAAACAUCUUCCGCAUCUCAAUGGUAGCACCAGAGAGCCACGAUGAGCAGAACAUGUCUGCCACUGAAACCAAGGUGGAGGUAAACGUCCUGAACUCUCCCCCUCUCAUACUCGACAUCCCCGGAGAGCUGGAGCUGCACGACCCAGCCUUCAUCCAGUACGUGGCCCAAGAGGCUCUGGACAAGUACAAGGAGUUGGUCAGGAUUGAAGAUGAGUAGAACUGCAAUGUCUUCUUCACCUUUGGCACUUUAUUUGUGGACACAGCUAGACGAUGUGUAGUAGACAACUUGAUGUUGAUUUACAAAGUACAGCUGUAACUAAUAAUUAACCGAAUGAUUAAAGCAAAUGUGCUUUCUUACAGUUAAA
This is a messenger RNA of Girardinichthys multiradiatus, 1693 nucleotides long. RefSeq names its product clusterin-like 1 (retinal) (gene clul1). The transcript is spliced from 9 exons. NCBI's taxonomy places the organism in Eukaryota, Metazoa, Chordata, Actinopteri, Cyprinodontiformes, Goodeidae. The record is from RefSeq and is a predicted model, not a curated record. The coding region runs from base 151 to 1545 and encodes 464 amino acids.